GUGAAUGUGACACUUGAAGCUUCAAGUUGGGCAAGGGCUCAAUGGAAAGAAAACAUUUCCCAGUUUGACCUGUCUGAACUUCACAAAUCUGCUGAACACGAAAGACUAUCCCGACUUUUCAAGGCUGUCGAAGUCCUUGGGUUUGCUGCUUUGGAUGAUGACAAACUGGCUCAAAGGACAAAUAUCGAGUCAGACAUGACUUCCAUCUACAGUUCUGCCAAAAUAUGCCCCUUUGACAAGCAGAAUUGUGACCUGAAGAAGGAUACAACCUGGUCUCUUGAACCAGAGUUGACGGAACUGUUCCGAGUUCAACCGGAAAAAGAAAACUUCGAAAAGUUGGAGUAUGUUUGGGCAAAAUGGAGAGAUGCGUCCGGAAAGCUUAUUAGACAGAAGUACUUGGAUUACGUCCGUCUGAGUAAUGAGGCUGCAAUUGCCAACAAACUCAAGCCCUUCUACCAGGAACUGCAUGCCUACGUAAGGCACAAACUCAGACAAUUUUAUGGAGAAGAGAAAAUAAGUGCGGCAGGACCAAUUCCUGCUCAUGUUCUGGGUAUGUAUACAUCUUAUUGCUUGUGUAGACAAAAUCUUCUGGAAGAAGCGCGGAACAUGUGGGCGCAGAACUGGGAAUCGAUAUUCCCCGCAGUGUCCGAAUUCAAGACAAAGUCGUUGGACGUCACGGACGAGAUGUUGAAGCAAAAUUACACUGUCCGCCGAAUGUUCGAGAUUUCCGACAAGUUCUUUGAAGACCUCGGGCUAAUAAGUGUCAACGACGGAGCCGCUGAUUUCUACGGAUUAUCCAUGCUGGAGAGACCGGAAGACGGGCGUGAAGUUGUUUGUCAUGCGUCCGCUUGGGAUUUCUCCGCCACAAACAAGCUUCCUGGAGAUUUCAGGAUCAAGAUGUGCACCAGAGUCAACAUGAAUGAUCUCAUCGUCGUGCACCAUGAACUCGGUCAUAUUCAAUACGGAUUCCAGUAUGUAAAUCAGUCCCCGUUAUUCCGAGAUGGGGCAAAUCCAGGUUUCCAUGAGGCCAUCGGUGAUACUCUGGCGUUAUCAGUGUCAACCCCGAAACACCUCAAGUCCAUUGGAUUGCUCAGCGAGGAUUUCAAGGUGGACGAUGAAGCUGAGCUUGCGUUUUUGCUCAGGAUGGCGCUGGAGAAAGUCGCCUUCUUACCUUUCAGCUACGCUAUGGAUUUAUACCGCUGGAAAAUAUUUGAUGGAUCCAUCACCACUAAAAAUUUGAAUUCUGAGUGGUGGAAACUUAGAGAGGGUUUCCAAGGGAUCACACCCCCUCUGAAACGUUCCGAGGAAGAUUUCGACGCUGGUUCCAAAUUCCACGUCGCAGCCGGGGUGCCUUACAUUCGCUACUUCGUCGCCUUCAUUCUU
This is a messenger RNA of Notodromas monacha, 1383 nucleotides long. The record is from the annotation of a GenBank genome assembly. NCBI's taxonomy places the organism in Eukaryota, Metazoa, Arthropoda, Ostracoda, Podocopida, Cyprididae.